Zeugodacus cucurbitae (melon fly) is the source of this 636-nucleotide messenger RNA. RefSeq lists its product as uncharacterized. Bases 178 to 636 code for a protein of 152 amino acids. NCBI's taxonomy places the organism in Eukaryota, Metazoa, Arthropoda, Insecta, Diptera, Tephritidae. The transcript has 3 exons. The record is from RefSeq and is a predicted model, not a curated record.
CAGCGCAGUAUUUCCAGACACGCAACUCCACUAAGUCAUCGGUACUCAUAAUGAUUCAACUUAAAUGUUUCUUUCUACUAUAUGUAUUUUUGGACGUGGUAAGUUUUCCAUAGAGGAUCUACUCUUCAAUUUCCAUUUUAAUUGUACAUUUAACAGACCUUGGCGGCCAAAUCGCAGAUGUACAUGAAGUUUACUAAUGCCCACUGUGAGUCGUUCAACAAAUCCUGGGUGGUAGUGAAUCAGUGUCGUUUGCGUGCGGUAAAACGGGAUGUUACGGCUCUAAAUAUCAAUGUAACACUUCUUCAUCCGGCCAACGAUAUACGGUUGGACAUAGCCUACUUGAAGAAAGCGAAUGGCUAUAAACCGUUUGUACUGAAUUCAACUAUAGACGCUUGUGAUUACAUUCGCAAGAAGAAUAAUCCAAUUGCAAAUCUGGUUUAUCCAUUUUUUCAACCCUUCAGUAAUAUAAAUCACAGCUGCCCCUAUGUUGGUGAUCAAAUAGUGAAGGACUUUUAUCCGAAGAAUGAAAUAGUUACUCUGUUUCUACCUACUGGAGAUUAUCUCUUGCUGUUGUCAUGGAUACUAAGUAAAAAGAAGACCUUGGUUACCAAUGUAUACUUUACUUGGAACGUGUGA